AGAAAUCCAAAGUGUGGAUUGUUUGUGAUUGGUGCAAAACGCACAGCAUUUGGUAAAUUUGGUGGAAUUCUCAAAGAUAAAACGGCAACUGAUUUAGCAGAAAUAGCAGCUCGAGCUGCUUUACAAGAAGCUGCGAUUAAACCGGAAAAUGUCGAUCAUGUUGUUUUUGGUAAUACAAUUCAGUCAUCUCGAGAUGCUAGUUAUUUAGCUCGUCAUGUUGCUUUAAGAAUUGGUCUUCCACAUUCGAUACCGGCUGUAACAAUCAAUAGACUUUGUGGUUCGGGCUUUCAAUCCAUCAUAGAUGCCUGUCUCCAAAUAAAAUGUGGUGAUUCUAAAAUUGUCCUUACUGGAGGAACCGAAAGUAUGAGUCAGGCUCCCUUUAUCGUACGAAAUGUUCGAUUUGGUACAACUUUUGGUGCUGAUUAUAUGUUUGAAGAUUCACUUUGGCAAGGCCUUACUGAUGAAUUCAUAAAAAUGCCUAUGGCAAUUACGGCUGAAAACCUUGGAGUAUUAUAUAAAUUGACUCGAAAUGAUGUAGAUGAAUUCGCGAAUAGAUCUCAGACUCGGUGGAGGCUCGCAAAUAAUGCGGAAUAUUUCAAAGCUGAAAUAACUCCAAUUAUAUUCAAAGCAAAAGAGGGCGAUUUUGUUUUUGAUGUCGAUGAACAUCCUAGAGAAACAACGAUUGAAAGUUUGGCUAAGUUGAAGUCAAUUUUUAAGAAAGAUGGACUUGUCACAGCAGGAAAUGCUUCGGGGAUUUGUGAUGGUGCGUCGUCGGUUAUUGUUGCGAAUGAAGGUUCAAUCAGUGCACUUCAUUUGACACCAUUAGCUCGAAUUGUGGCGUGGGAUGUUAUCGGUUGUGAUCCUUCGAUUAUGGGUAUAGGACCGGUAUAUGCGAUUCGCAAUAUCCUAAAGAAAACUGGAUUGGGAUUGGCAAACAUAGAUUUAAUUGAGGUUCCAUUUUCCUUAUGUGUAUUUGAUCCUUAUUUCAUUUGUCGGUUUUCAUGUGAACUAGGAAUCGAAAAUGACCAGUUGAAUGUUAAUGGUGGUGCCAUCGCUUUAGGCCAUCCAUUGGCCGCAUCGGGAUCAAGGAUUAUUGCUCAUCUUUGUCAUGAAUUGAAUCGUCGGAAUGCAAAAUAUGCAGUUGGUGCUGCUUGUAUUGGCGGAGGCCAAGGAAUUGCAAUAUUACUGGAACAUAUUUAA
This is a messenger RNA of Dracunculus medinensis (Guinea worm), 1200 nucleotides long. The record is from the annotation of a GenBank genome assembly. NCBI's taxonomy places the organism in Eukaryota, Metazoa, Nematoda, Chromadorea, Rhabditida, Dracunculidae.